Messenger RNA from Mya arenaria, 3968 nucleotides. Its product is annotated as inverted formin-2-like. Gene Ontology annotation, biological process: cellular component organization. The record is from RefSeq and is a predicted model, not a curated record. NCBI's taxonomy places the organism in Eukaryota, Metazoa, Mollusca, Bivalvia, Myida, Myidae. Gene Ontology annotation, molecular function: actin binding. The transcript has 13 exons.
AUGGAUGAUAUUUGUACAUCUGUUGACAACUUUUUAAUCUGACAGGUUGCCAAGAAGCACCGGUACAAGUUCAGCGUGAUCGUGCACGAGAUACGGACAGCUGAGAUCGUGCCGUACAAGACAGCCCUCAUUGCCUUCAUCAACUGUAUUCUGGUCGCAACUGAGGACCUGGAGGAAAGGACUCGUCUUCGCAAUCAGUUCAUUGGUCUAAACCUCCUGGACAUUAUCGACGAGCUACGUAACGAAGAUGACGAAGACCUUGUGAUCCAGUGUAACGUAUUUGAUGACGAGAAACAGGAAGAUGACGAAGCGUUGAAUGCCCUUAACCCCGCAGGCGUUGACGUCAACGACCAUAACGCCAUCUUUAACGCACUUUAUGAGAAGGUGUACAACACUCCACAUUCAGACGAACUUCUCAACAUCCUUCAGACUUUGCUCCGCAUAGACACAGAAGCGGGGGAUGGAGAUGUACGGUGGGAUUGUGCAGAGACGGCUGUCCGCCAGGCAAUCUACAUGCCACUCCCAAAGGCUCAAGCCUCUUCCACUCUUAUGGUGGCCAAGUCAUCAAAGCAGCUCUUCUGUGAUCAUUGCGGCUUCUUCAAUAAACAAUGUCAGGACUUCAGUGCUCAAACAAACCUUGCACCCAUUCAAAGCUCUUCCUCUGCUGUGAUUAAUGUUGACACAAAAUCUUCUUUCGCAAAUGCCAUAUCGGAACUGAAUUCGAAAAACUUUUCUCAGCAAAUAGCUCAAACAGCUGCGAAUGCCAGUAACUCGGCAUCUGCUGAGCCUUCUUUAGUUGUUCCGGUUCCGCCACCCCCACCUCCUAUGCCCGGAGCGGGCGUUCCUUCUCCUCCACCACCACCACCACCACCACCAGGAGCUGGGAUCCCACCACCACCACCGCCGCCGCCUUUUCCGGGAGGCGCCCCUGCUCCACCUCCACCUCCGCCUCCCCCAGGACUCCCGGGGUUCCCACAACCUCCUCCACCACCACCGCUGCCACCGGGAAGUGGUAUACCGCCACCGCCGCCACCACCACCAGGAACCGGAGGUGCUAUUCCUUCUCCACCGCUCCCACCAGGUGGCCUUCAAAGGGCGUCAACGUUUCCAUUAAGAUCUCAACCUGAAUAUUUGCCACAUAUAAGCACGCCUACACCAAAACAUAAGAUGAAAACAUUCAACUGGUCGAAAAUUCCUCCGAAUUCCGUUACAGUUGAAGGUAACGUGUGGAAGGAAGUGAUCUCUAUGGACGACCAGAUUCCCGUCAACUACGACACAAUCGAGCAGCUCUUCUGUCUCAAAACCAUCGAGCACGAGGCUAAAGGACCCGUCAAACAGCAUGUGCCCUCAAAGGUUUUGUUACUGGACAACAAGAAGAGCAUGAGCGUAAACAUCUUCCUGAAACAGUUCAAGGAGGGCAACAAGGAGAUCGUCGCCAUGAUCCGCCAGGGGGACGUCACCAAGAUCGGCAACGAGCGAAUACGAGGUCUUCAGAAGAUUUUGCCCGAUACUGAAGACAUGAAGCCAAUUUUAGACUACACCGGUGAAAAGGAAAUGCUAGGCGGGGCGGAACAGUUUUAUCUCGAACUUCAUAACCUAGAUGGUUACAAACAGCGCAUUGAUGCUAUGGUUUUGCGGCUUGAUUUCGGAGCUUUUUUGGAUAAAGUGAAGCCACUCAUAAAGACGUACAUUAAGACGUGUGAUGCUUUGAUGGAAAACGACUCAUUGAAAGUCUUCCUGAGAUUUGUUCUCCACACAGGAAACUUCAUAAAUGCGGGGAAGUAUAGCGGGAACGCGGUGGGCUUCAAGAUCAGUUCCCUGAUCAAACUAGCGGAUACACGGGCGAAUAAACCCCGGGUCACGCUGCUCCAUUAUCUGGUGAACGAGGCGGAGAAGGAACACAGCAACGCCAUCGCUUUUGUUGACGAGUUGUUUCCCGAUCUCAGUUACAUUAACAGAUACACACUCGACAACCUAAUGGCAGAGGUUGCCGAGAUCACCGCAGACGUAACAAAACUUGACAAAAUGAUGGGAAAUGCAUCAGAGGACAUACACAAGCAAUUCAUGGAGUUCAUCAAGAACGUAAAGAAAGAGCUUGCCGAAAUCAAAGAAAGCUUGGCAGAGAUAACACAGCUUUCCAAAAACCUAGCAGGUCAUUUUUGCGAGAGUGAAUCCAGCUUCAAACUCGAGGAAUUUAUCAGCAUCAUGACGGUGUUCUGUGAGAAAGUCCGCCAAUGCCAGAAGGAAAACGAACAGAAGCGGUUACAGGAAGAAAAGAUGGAGAGGAGACGGAAGGCUCAGGCAGAAAUAAAACACAAACCAAAAGAACCUAGAAAAAUGCCCAGCCAAGAAGACGACGGAUGUAUCAUUGACAAGUUGCUGUUGGAAAUUAAAAAGGGUUACAGCCUGAGAAAGUCGCCAAAGAAAGUGAACGAAUCAAAAUGCUAAAAAAAGUUUUUGCCAUGACUUUGUUUUGUUUAUAUUGUUCUGAAUAUUAUGUUUUUUAUGAGAUAAUUGAACGUGUUGAAACGUUUUUCCUCUGUAUAGAGAAAUAUAAUCAAACAAUGCUCCAAUUGACUGUGACUUAGAAGAGAAAAAACAUUUAAUAAUGCAAUAUAUGAAGCUACUUGAAAUCUGCACAAUGCUCGUAUUGCAUUAUUGCUAAUUGUGAUAUCAUCUUGAGCUACUGGAACAACAACUGAUAUACAUGUAUGUUUUAAGUGAUUGUAUAUUCUGUGAUGAAUCAAAAUAGUAUGUUAAUCAUUUUCUAUAACGUUAGCCCUCGAACUGGCUUAAUAUAGAUGUUGCAAGUAAACUUCACACCUAACAUGUGUACAUAUCAGUGUGAACUCAGUGUGUAUACUGGUUGAGAAGCAGUUUCCGACGGAAAGCAGUUUCCGACAAAUCGCUUUUUCGCGUACCUUCCUUAGAUCUUCAUAAAGAAGGUACUGCAAUUCAACUAUAUGGUAACUAGGCAAUCUAAAGUUGAAAUUCUUACCGAGACACGUAAGAAACUUUUAUAAUUAUGAAAUGUUUAAUGUUUAUUUUUCAUUUUGUACACAAACUUGCACGUGGGGGAUAUGCACGCGCAGCGUAUUGCGCAUGCGUGUGAACCUAAUUUGCAUAUCUAUGAAUAGCUACAAGGUUUUCCUUAAUUAACUUAUACAAACGAUGAUCAUUGUGUACAUAUUUGUGAACACUGGUGUCAUGCUUGUUUCGCAUCCACAUUCACUUAAAUGUAAACAAACACAAGUUUCGAUCAGAAAUGAAUAAAAAAAUCAUUGAUAUUCAGUCUCUGCCUGAUUUUCGAGUAUGAAUUGAAUGUCGUAAAUUUUAAGGUUUAAAUUUAUCGUAAAUGCUGAAAAAUUAAAUAACAUUUCUCUUAUUACAGUCUUAUAUUUACUUUAUUAAAUAAACGGAUAAUAAAAACACACAACAGGCACCUUAAAUAUGCCCCGCAUUCAAAUUGUCGAAAACUGCUUCUCAUCAUAAGCUAAUCAGAACAGUGUAAGUACCCUCUUUGCGCCCCUAUUAGAUACACUUUAUGUGACGUCACACAUGUAAGAAAUAUAUCGGCAAUAGCAGCUUGAGCUGUAGUUAUAUAAAAUGUGAACGGUUUUAGUAAAUAUUUAAACACGUUUAAAUAAUUCAAUAAAAACGUUUAAAAACUGUCGGAAACUGCUUCUCAACCAGUAACAUUCAUGUACUAUAUAUUGUGUGGGUUUUUUGGAAUGUAUCAUGUACUUUUAUAACUGGCAAUGUUUUGGUGUGUUUUCCAUUAUUGUUAUCAUAAAGAUAAGUUUAUAAGAUGUUUAAAAGAAGGUUGUAUCAUAUGAACAAUUACUAUUUACAUGAAUUUGUUUGUUGAUUGUGUUUUCUAUGUUAAAUAUUUUAAUAAACAAAAACUUAAUCAUUUGGCAUGUAUCAGUCUGGAUCGCUUGGCUUGAAUAAAUUAAUGACGAGCUUUA